AUUUUACCAAAUACUGGCUUUCAGCCUGACCGUACAGUCCAGGCUUCAAACUCGCACCGCACUCCCGUCAUAAAAAACCGAUAGCUCCAACAAACUCCGUUCUCCUCUUCCUCGGCAAAGCUCCGCUCACCUUCCUCGGACAAAAAUGCUGGCUCGCCUCGCCGCCAAACGUCUCCUAGAGAUCCGUCAGCUUUUCCGUCAGCCGUUGUCGUCGCGAUCCUUCUCUACCGCCCUCAACUACCACAUUGAUUCUCCGGAAAACAAGCCGGAACUUCCGUGGGAGUUCACUGAUGCAAACAAAGAGAAGGUUAGGGAAAUAUUGUCUCACUAUCCAUCAAACUACAAGCAAUCUGCUGUGAUUCCUCUGCUAGAUCUUGCACAGCAGCAGCAUGGAGGAUGGCUUACUGUUUCAUCCAUGAAUGCAGUAGCUAAGAUUAUAGAGGUUGCUCCUAUCCGUGUAUAUGAGGUUGCUACAUUUUAUUCGAUGUUCAAUCGAUCAAAGGUUGGCAAGUACCACCUGUUGGUUUGUGGCACAACACCCUGUAUGAUACGUGGUUCUCGAGAAAUUGAAGAUGCCUUACUGAAACACCUUGGAGUAAAACGCAAUGAAGUAACUAAAGAUGGUCUGUUCUCUGUUGGAGAAAUGGAAUGCAUGGGAUGUUGUGUGAAUGCUCCCAUGAUUACAGUGGCUGAUUACUCUAAUGGAUCUGAAGGAUAUACUUACAAUUACUAUGAAGAUGUUACUCCCAAACGAGUUGUUGAGAUAGUUGAAAUGUUAAGAAGUGGGAAAAAGCUACCGCCUGGUACACAAAAUCCACAGCGCAUUAAGUGUGGACCAGAAGGAGGGAAUACCACUUUGCUGAGUGAGCCCAAGCCACCUCCAUGCCGAGAUCUUGAUGCCUGCUAACUUUAUGGUAUUUGUUGUCUCCAAUAAUAUAAAGCUUGGAUAUUGUCAGGCUUCCAUUAGAUGAUCCUUAUCAAUUCUUAGAAUUCCCUGUGCCAGUAAGUAUCUGGUAAAUGUUAGUUCCCUACAACAUAUUUUCAAGUCAUAACAUGGUUUAUUUACUUUCUAAAGUGUAAAUGGAGAUUACCAAAUAUCUUCAUGGUUGAAUAAUUGCCAUAGUAAUUAAGCAGAGGACUCCCAUCUCACUUCUAAAAUGUUUGAGGAUGUCAUGACUUUUAUCACCUCAAGAAUGUAAACUUUUAUCUUUUUGGUGCAUUGGAUUUUCAGUUGAUUUAUGCAUUGAAUUAUACCA
Molecule: messenger RNA, 1256 nt
Organism: Carya illinoinensis
Lineage: Eukaryota; Viridiplantae; Streptophyta; Magnoliopsida; Fagales; Juglandaceae
Product: NADH dehydrogenase [ubiquinone] flavoprotein 2, mitochondrial
Exons: 10
Coding region: 146-907 (253 amino acids)
Biological process (GO): mitochondrial electron transport, NADH to ubiquinone
Molecular function (GO): NADH dehydrogenase activity
Source: RefSeq, a predicted model, not a curated record